Zeugodacus cucurbitae (melon fly) is the source of this 578-nucleotide messenger RNA. RefSeq names its product general odorant-binding protein 56h-like. The transcript is spliced from 2 exons. The record is from RefSeq and is a predicted model, not a curated record. Gene Ontology annotation, molecular function: odorant binding. Lineage: Eukaryota; Metazoa; Arthropoda; Insecta; Diptera; Tephritidae. Bases 68 to 481 code for a protein of 137 amino acids.
GUUAGUUCAUUAGCAUUCUAAUAUCUCUAUCACCUACAGUUCGAUUAGGAAACACUGUGCAGUAAUAAUGAAAGCUCUGUUCAUUUUGGUUAUACUGACCGUUUUCGGUAGCAUCACUAUGCAACAAUAUAGCAGACGGGAGCUGAUAAAUAUAUACGAAUUGGCCUGCAUGGCUGAUACAAAUGUGACUGAAUCGGAAUUUAGAAAAUUCAUUACCAAUGGCAUGAAAGCUAAUGAAGCCACCUCGGACAUAAAAUGUAUGAUAAUGUGUGUGAUGGAGAAAAGGGGUAUCUUAAAGAAGGGUACUUUCGAUACUGAGAGGGCCUAUAAGGAAAUUAUGAUAGUUGGAGAAUUGAAGGGACACGAAGACGAAAUCAAAGAAGCAGUUCAUAAUUGUAAGGCUGAGAAGGGUUGCCAUGAUUGUGAUACCGCUUUCAAGAUUACCAUGUGUCUACAGGAAUUUAGUUCUCGCAAUAAAUAAUCUUAAACAAAUAUCUUAAAUGCAAACUAAGAAAUUGUUGGUAUGCAUAUAUUUUAAUCUGAUUUUGGUGAUGGUUGUUAAAAUAAAAUAAAUAUAU